AUGUAUACACAUAAAACGCCUUUGAAGUCGUAUUUACCAAUAAGAUCUCGUACAUUAUACAAAGGUAUAAUUGGAGGGGAAACUGACCACUAUACUUACGAGAAUAACGAGUGGUGGCAAUUAUACAGAGAUGAUAAAAGUAUUGCACACGAAUAUGUUGGGGAAUAUUCUACCGAUUUAUAUUCUAAGGAGGCAAGAACAAUCAUAGCAAAUCACAAUGCCGACAAGCCAAUGUUUAUGUACUUGGCAUUUCAAGCUGCCCAUGUGCCUCUACAGGCACCCGACAGUUACAUAGACAUGUAUUCCCAUAUAACAGAUCCAGAUAGACGUGUGUAUGCUGCCAUGGUUACAUGUAUGGACGAUGCUAUAGGCAGCGUAGUUGAACAAUUAAAACAAUCUGGUCUAUGGAACAAUACUGUUUUGGUCGUAUCAACAGACAAUGGCGGUCCCCAUGCAAGUGGUAACAACUGGCCUCUCAAAGGCGCCAAAGCAACACUGUGGGAAGGAGGUGUAAGAGGUGUGGGGUUUGUUACGAGUCCACUACUGGACAAUCGUGUCAGAGGGUCAUCAAAUCAUCAACUUAUUCACGUUACCGACUGGCUUCCUACAUUUGUAAGUUUGGCUGGUGGUGAUAGUAAUGAAAUUAAAUCAAUGGAUUUGUACGGUGUGGACCAAUGGAAUACUAUAAGCAAAAACCAACCAUCUAUGCGGGACGAUGUACUCAUAAACUUGGUUCCAGAAUCAUUGAUGAACAAGGCAAAAACAAAAGAUCGUUGGACGGAAAACGAGUAUUUCGAUGUGGGAAUAAAGGCAGCAGUUCGUGUUGGUGAUUGGAAGUUAUUAACAGGGCACCAAGGUCCAGCAAUUUGGUUCGCUGCUCCAGAAAGUGAUCACGAUACAGUUUACGAAAGCGAUAAUCGAAUUGUACGUCUUUACAACUUAGCUGAAGAUCCAACUGAAUCGAAUAAUCUGGCCGACUCGAGGACAGACAAAGUACUGCAGUGCCUGAAGAAAUUAGGGGAAUACCUACCAACAGUGUUACCAGUACUGAACGAGCCUUCAAUCAAUCAAGAUGAAGCAGAGCUCCUCAUGCCCAACCACAUACUGGCGCCAUGGGAUCUAGCGGCGUAUAAAAAAAUUGCCCUUUUAAAACUGGGCUGAUUUGACACAAGACACGUGAAUCUUGAACAUUAUUAUGUCGAUUGUUAUUGUUAGUGUAUUAUUUCAAGCGUAAUAGGCAAUCAUCAUACAUUCGACAUCGCUAUAUUGUUAUUAUACUAAUGAUUCUUACUACCAUAUACGUAGACACGUUAUUACCUAGUUGUGACGUCACAUAGAGGUGGUGGUAUGGAUUCAAACACGUG
Molecule: messenger RNA, 1364 nt
Organism: Saccoglossus kowalevskii
Lineage: Eukaryota; Metazoa; Hemichordata; Enteropneusta; Harrimaniidae
Product: arylsulfatase B-like
Molecular function (GO): sulfuric ester hydrolase activity
Source: RefSeq, a predicted model, not a curated record